Messenger RNA from Colletotrichum orchidophilum, 426 nucleotides. RefSeq lists its product as uncharacterized. The coding region runs from base 1 to 426 and encodes 141 amino acids. The transcript has a single exon. The record is from RefSeq and is a predicted model, not a curated record. NCBI's taxonomy places the organism in Eukaryota, Fungi, Ascomycota, Sordariomycetes, Glomerellales, Glomerellaceae.
AUGCAAGUGCCAUGCUGUAUCGUGAAAGGGUCUAGGAAAGAGCAGUCUGGGUCAACUUCAAGGUGGUACCUAAUUCAAGUCGUCGCUCGUUUUUGGUCGCUUUCGCAAUCGUUCAUUCCUCGCGAUUAUGCACCUUGGCGCGGCUGUUGUGCCGGCCUGAGCCUCACUGCUGCGACCUGCCCAUGCUUCCCCGCGGCACGGGUACCUUGGAAGCGUACGAACACGUACCCUGGGCCAACGAAACGGAGAUACUGUGUGGCCCGAACACAUACGACCUCACCGAGAGGAGAUCGGCUGCCGACGCGGCUUCCCAGCACGUGGAGGCUGGAACAACGGCCGGCAACUCGCGCUGUCCGCAUACGCACUGAAAACAGGAAAGGCUUGACUUCCAUGGCGUCGACGACCCUUUUGUCGAAUUUCCGAUGA